AUGGUCACACGAUCAGUCGGCCAGACGUUUUCUGGUGGUCUACCUCAUCCAACCCUUGAAGGCUCAGAAAUAAACAAGAACAAACAAACUCUCCUGAGUCCCCGCAAGGCGACAAAGAUAGCUACGAAUUCGCAGGGCACACGACAGAAAUCUCUUUUUGACAGGGAUAACAGUUGGAUUACUUGUCUCUCUUGGUUUCUUGAACCAGAAUGGAUUCCGAAGCUUGGGUAUACCAAGAUCUUCCCUUCGUUGGGCCACCAUGAGGUGUUCGAAGUUCACAACGAAAUUUUAGAUGUUCCAAUCAACCCUGGGGACAUGACACCUGUGACAUGGGCUUCUUUACUUUUUGGGAGGGACCUAUAUUAUUAUUGCAACAACAAAGGCGCGUCCAUCGACUUCGUACGCCGGCGCCGUCUAUGUAACCCAUGUAUCGCAGUACAACGGGAAAGACUGCCACGCAACCUAUACGGCUCCCAUGCAGGCCGAUACCCCCUUGCUGAGUUACAUGCCACUGCCAAGAUGAUUGAGGAUAUGCAGAGGACGGGGUCGAUGGAGGAGUUUGAGGAGAUGAAGAGGAGGAGUUUGGAGGAUGUUGAGCAGCUUUUGGGUAUUUUCCAAGACGGGGGAGUUGUCCAGACUCAAGUACUCACGUGUCGUGACUGGGGCGAAAUCAAACCAGACGUCCUCACCAUCCUCACAACCUGCAAAACCAAGCGCCUCGCAAAGGAACGCGAGCGCUUAAUAAAGCAACGCCGAUACACCCUCGACAAAGCUUACAAAUCCCACCAAUCUACACUCCCACCUUCAACCUGGGUGGACCUCCCGCCCACUUGGGCUUUAGAAGAGUUUCAGCCAAUUUCGGAGAUACUUAUGGACCCGAUCCGUCCGACGGAUCGGGUGUUGGAGAAGAGUGAUUUUAUGGAGGCGUUGAAGGCUUCGGUGGAUGAGGUUAAGGAGGUUUGGAGGAGGUAUCAGAAGGAUCAGAUGAGUAGGCGGUUACCUUACCCGACUACGAGUCAGGUGGAUUCGGACUCGGACACCCCACCCCCAGCCCAAGUCGACCUUGCCACGUCCGUAUUUUAUUGUCCAGGCUGCGGUACAAAUACGCCUCAGGCACCUUCCUCAUCAACCCAUGCUACAUAG
Messenger RNA from Laccaria bicolor S238N-H82, 1143 nucleotides. RefSeq lists its product as uncharacterized. The transcript has 7 exons. Bases 1 to 1143 code for a protein of 380 amino acids. NCBI's taxonomy places the organism in Eukaryota, Fungi, Basidiomycota, Agaricomycetes, Agaricales, Hydnangiaceae. The record is from RefSeq and is a predicted model, not a curated record.